This is a messenger RNA of Gloeophyllum trabeum ATCC 11539, 1923 nucleotides long. Its product is annotated as phospholipase D/nuclease. The transcript has 13 exons. Gene Ontology annotation, molecular function: single-stranded DNA binding; double-stranded DNA binding; 3'-tyrosyl-DNA phosphodiesterase activity. Bases 30 to 1811 code for a protein of 593 amino acids. Lineage: Eukaryota; Fungi; Basidiomycota; Agaricomycetes; Gloeophyllales; Gloeophyllaceae. The record is from RefSeq and is a predicted model, not a curated record. Gene Ontology annotation, cellular component: nucleus. Gene Ontology annotation, biological process: double-strand break repair; single strand break repair.
CUACAACCAACAUCUUCGCUGCCACUGAAAUGUCUGACGACGAGGAUAUACGACGUGCAAUUGCUCUCAGUCUCGGGGAGCAGGAAAGACCUGUCAGCGUACCUGAAGACGAUGAGGAGGCGCAGUUUCAGGAGGAUCUUCAACGAGCUUUAGAAGCCUCAAGAGCCUCUAUAGGGACUGCUGCAAAGCCUAAUCCAGCAGCCCAGGCCGCGUCGGCGUCAUCGUUUUUGUCCGAACGUGCACAGCUGGAGAAAGCUCGGCUCGAGCGUCAGAAACGGUUGCGCGGGGAUACGGGAUCCGCUGAGGGAGAGGGUAGUCCAAGUUCAUCCAGUGCGCCCCCCGCAAAGAGUGCGACCGGAAUGGCAUAUACUGCUCCCAGCGGGAGUGAACCUUUGUUCUGGGACGGAGAGCUGAGACAAACUGCCAAUAAGCAUGUUGAUCCCAAGAAGGACACGCAACCUACUUUCAGGCUCUCUGAGAUUAUUGGGAAAAAGUCGGAGUUAUCGUUUGCGCUUGUAUCCUCGUACGCGUUGAUGCUGCCAUGGUUAUAUGAGUUCUUCAAUCCUUCAACGCCGGUUAUCCUUGUCGCGCAACCGGAUCACUCAGGCCAUGAGAGCAUCCGCAACGUCCUGCCGAACUGGGUUAUGACUACACCAUUCUUGAGGAACGGGAGAGGCUGCAUGCAUAUCAAAUUCAUGCUCCUCUUCUACAAGACUGGAAGACUACGAGUGGUAGUCACGACCGCCAACUUCGUAGAUUUUGACUGGCGAGAUAUCGAGAAUACCGUAUGGUUACAAGAUAUACCUCUCCGAUCAUCCCCUAUUCCCCACGAUCCCAAAGCAACUGACUUUCCGGCCGCUUUCGAACGAGUCCUGAAGGCUCUGAAUGUCCGCGCCGCACUGGAUAACAUGCUCAAGACCGAUCAUCCAAAUCUCCCUGUCAAGUCCAUACAGGACAUCCGAUGCCGAUGGGACUUCUCUAAAGUCAAAGUGAAACUCGUUGCUUCGUUAGCAGGCAAACAUGAAGGGUGGCCGAGCCUUAUCCUGACGGGCCAUACAGGCCUAAUGAAAGCCUUGCGUGACCUCGGACUGCACGCGCCAAAGGAUAAGGACGUUGUCCUGGAGUGUCAAGGCUCGAGUAUCGGGACAUAUUCGACGCAGUGGAUGAAUGAGUUCCACUGUUCGGCUCGAGGAGACUCGGCCGAGGAGUGGCUUGACCAGCCCAAGAGCAGGCGAGCGAAACUGCCCUGGCCGCCUGUAAAGAUACUGUUCCCUAGUUUGCAGACGGUUCGGCAGAGUGUAUUGGGAGAGAACGGAGGAGGAACGAUGUUCUGUAGGAGAAACCAGUGGGACGCCGCCAAGUUUCCUAGAGAGUUGUUUCACGACUCUCGGAGCAAGCGCGGGGGCGUGCUGAUGCACACCAAGAUGAUUAUCGCGACUUUCCGAGAUAAAAGCCAGUCAACGCUGGCUAGUUCUUCCAGAGGAAAGCAGCGACCUCUAGACGUGGACUCUGGAAGCGAGACCGAAGACAGUGACAUCGUCGAAGUGGACCCCUCAGAUGCAAAGCGAGAUUAUGCCGGAUGGGCCUACGUGGGCUCUCAUAACUUCACACCUUCAGCUUGGGGCACUCUAUCAGGUUCCGCGUUCACUCCUAUACUGAACAUUACGAAUUACGAGAUGGGGAUUGUGUUCCCAAUUAAGACGAGUAAGGACGUUGAUCGCGUCGCAGCUUGGGAGCGUCCCCCUUGCAAGUAUGAGUCGGGUAAGGACGUGCCAUGGAUGCAAGACGAAUCAUCGAUCCUGGCUGACUAGUCCAUCCAUUUCUGUUUUCCGCGGUUUGGAUACUGUUUCAUUUCCUUGUUCGCUAGAUCAGAAUCAAACUCAUCGCAUUUACGGCGCCCAUGUUCUACCGUGAUACGACGAG